AUGCUAUUAUCUGACGAGCCAAAUGCCCUGGUUAUAAUUACCGGCGACUUUAAUCAUCACACGACAGGAUUUAAAUCAAAAGAUAUAUCUCAAGCCAACCAUCUUAAGCAGCUUGUAACUUUCAAAACUAGAGACUCGGGUACGCUGGACUGGUUUUUUACAAAUAGACCAAAGUUGUUCAGUGUAUCGCAAUUGCCCAAAGUCGCAUCCUCUGAUCAUUAUACCAUCUUGGGCAGAACAAUGUUAUCAUCCAGACACAAACCGGCCAUCAAAAUAGAGUCACGUGAUAUGCGCGACACCGCAUGGCGUGCGCUGGGGCGCUGGAUGACCGAGAAGACUGGUACUCGGUUCUUAAUGCUGAGUCUUGUCAAGACAAGUUCAGGCUGUUGA
Pocillopora meandrina is the source of this 390-nucleotide messenger RNA. The record is from the annotation of a GenBank genome assembly. Lineage: Eukaryota; Metazoa; Cnidaria; Anthozoa; Scleractinia; Pocilloporidae.